CGAGGGUUAGCUUGGUAGAUAGCUUGGCGGAGAGCAAACCAUCCAGUCGGACCGAGCACAUACAUACAUACAUAUUAGGCGAUGUUCACCCGUUGGGCCUUGCGAAAAUGCCUGUUGGCUCAAUGGACUGUUUGUCCAGCCAUGCAUCAUCACUUGUGCAUGCCAUAUCUCUACAGCAGAGCCGGAGCCGCAUGCCACAAUCCGUGAUCCGGAAACGGAAAUUUAACCGACACCCGAUCAUCUUAGUAAAUCGUCCAUUAAUGGUCUCAGAACAACGGCAAACAACAGUCGCGCUAUGGGGGUAGUGCCUUCAUUUCUACUUAUUCUAAUCAUAUUUCAGCCCCACUUACUGCUUGCGAGUUACAUGGGAUUCGAGGUUGUAUAUAUUUUAAUGGGAUGCAUCAGAUUGAUCGACUACAAGCGAUCCAAGAGUUCGAAUAUGUUAAAAUUAAUGUUAAGUGGAAAUGAUCAUUUAUUCAAGGACCACCAGAAGCAGAGGUCAUUUGCACAGGGUUCGAG
Molecule: messenger RNA, 519 nt
Organism: Puccinia graminis f. sp. tritici CRL 75-36-700-3
Lineage: Eukaryota; Fungi; Basidiomycota; Pucciniomycetes; Pucciniales; Pucciniaceae
Exons: 2
Coding region: 108-305 (65 amino acids)
Source: RefSeq, a predicted model, not a curated record